CCGGGGGAUUGCGGCGACCCGGCUCCCUUCUUCUCCCGGCCCCGCAACACCAUAGGCGGCUCCGGCGCCAAGAUGUCCAACCGAGUGCUCUGCCGGGAGGCCAGCCACGCCGGAAGCUGGUACACGGCCUCAGGACCUCAGCUGAGUGCUCAACUAGAAGGUUGGCUUUCCCAAGUACAGUCUACAAAAAGACCUGCUAGAGCCAUUAUUGCACCACAUGCAGGUUAUACUUACUGUGGGUCUUGUGCAGCUCAUGCUUAUAAACAAGUGGAUCCUUCAAUCACACGGCGAAUCUUCAUCCUUGGGCCUUCCCAUCAUGUGCCCCUCUCCCGAUGUGCACUUUCCAGUGUGGAUAUAUAUAGAACACCCCUAUAUGAUCUUCGAAUUGAUCAAAAGGUUUAUGCAGAACUGUGGAAAACUGGAAUGUUUGAACGCAUGUCUCUGCAAACAGACGAAGAUGAACACAGUAUUGAAAUGCAUUUGCCUUAUACUGCUAAAGCCAUGGAAAGCCAUAAGGAUGAGUUUACCAUUGUUCCUGUGUUGGUUGGAGCACUAAGUGAGACAAAAGAACAGGAAUUUGGAAAACUCUUCAGCAAAUAUUUAGCAGAUCCUUGUAAUCUCUUUGUGGUUUCAUCUGACUUCUGCCAUUGGGGCCAGAGGUUCAGAUACAGUUACUAUGAUGAGUCUCAAGGAGAGAUCUAUAGAUCUAUUGAACACCUAGAUAAAAUGGGUAUGAGUAUUAUAGAGCAGCUUGACCCUGUGUCCUUUAGCAAUUACUUGAAGAAAUACCAUAAUACGAUAUGUGGAAGACAUCCAAUUGGGGUUUUACUAAAUGCCAUCACGGAACUCCAAAAGAAUGGCAUGAACAUGAGUUUCUCAUUCUUGAAUUACGCUCAGUCAAGCCAGUGUCGGAACUGGCAAGACAGCUCAGUGAGUUACGCAGCAGGAGCACUGAUGGUCCACUGAACCUCUGGCCUCUCAGGGAUGACACCUGCACACUCAAUGGGGUCCCAGCCUUGCCCUUACAAAGAUGCAGUUCCUGGUCUUUGGGUAUACUGAAACCUCAAACUAAUAGAACUCUUCUUUUUUCUAGUAGGUGUAGUCCUUCCUUAGUUACAACUCAUUUUAAAAUGCUUUCUUGUUUAGGACAAGGGGAAGGAAGGCUGGUGUCAAAAUGUUGUGACUUCUAAAAACCAAUGGCUAUAAAGGUAUGGUGGCAGACGGUCCUUGCAGAUACAACAUGUAAAGCAUUUACCACAUCCCCAGAUUUGCACUCUGCAGACCUGAGCACAUGUACUCCGCUUUCAGAAUAGUUUUGCAAGUUAUAAACAAAAAAAGGUUGGAAGCUUUUUAAUAAAAGAUGCAUUUAUAAAAGAUCCUGUAUUAGAAUAUAAUAAAACUCCCAGUAUAGUCAAUUAUUACCCGUGUUGUACAACAAAUAUCUUCUAUUUUAGUUGCUAAUAAAGGGCUGCACAAACCAAA
Messenger RNA from Anolis carolinensis (green anole), 1482 nucleotides. RefSeq names its product mediator of cell motility 1 (gene memo1). The transcript has 9 exons. Lineage: Eukaryota; Metazoa; Chordata; Lepidosauria; Squamata; Anolidae. Bases 73 to 966 code for a protein of 297 amino acids. The record is from RefSeq and is a predicted model, not a curated record.